Messenger RNA from Canariomyces notabilis, 3115 nucleotides. RefSeq lists its product as uncharacterized. Lineage: Eukaryota; Fungi; Ascomycota; Sordariomycetes; Sordariales; Chaetomiaceae. Gene Ontology annotation, molecular function: phosphatidylinositol binding. The transcript is spliced from 8 exons. Bases 262 to 3084 code for a protein of 940 amino acids. The record is from RefSeq and is a predicted model, not a curated record.
GGUAUAUACGCGCCCGCGCCAUCGCACAGAUCCCAGUACCUUAGCAGGAGCCACGAUUCGACCGCCACGGUACCGGGGUGCAAUUCCUUUCCCGGCAAUAAGGCGCCCAGAAAGUUGCUGCGGUCAAGAUUUCUUCUGAGCGAAAGGGAAGCAAAAGAUCUCGUUUAUAUCAAGUCAGCUGCAGCCGAAAGAGCAGAGGCACGCUCCUGGAUCCUCUGCUGGAAUUGAAAAACUCUGCCCGCCUCGAGCUCCGUGAGGACAAUGGCUUUCGAAGCCACCCUGGACGAAACAGGCAAUGCCCCGGACGGCGAGCUUGCCAAGCCGCGGCCCGGUGAAUCCCACGAGUUGCCUUUCCGAACGACAUCCGGUCCACCUCGUAGCCAGGCUUUGACGGGAAAGCAAGAGCAUUACCUCAAGCGUGAACUCAUAUCGGAGCAGGUCAAAUGGGAAGUCUCGGAGCUUAGCUCGCCGACAGCACUACGGCGGUUCGGCGCCCCGUUCAAGUCUGAGUUUGGGGAGGUGUCACCGUUGGAUUCUGAGUUACCUAUUCUGCGAUACAUCUUUGUCCACCAUGUCCGCGAAUUCCCAUUUCUCGACAAGGCCAAGGAGAAAGAGUUUUGGCAGGACAAGUUGCAAGUGUUCCUUGAGUCGUUUGCUAGCAAACACAUCUCAUCUUCCGAAGACCGCUUGGAGGAGACCAAGAGGAGGAAGCUUGCUACAAAGGCCAAGAAGCUGGUUGAGCUGAUGAUGGUGUCAGGAAUCCCAACUUCCUCGGGCUUUGAGGAACGAAUUAGGUUUUCGGAACUCGAAAUAGUCGAUGCCAGUGCGAUCGACAGCGGGAUCAUCUCAUCGAUGCCCGAGGGGAACUACUUGAACGGAUGGGAUGUCAAUGUAGCCGGUGUCCGGAUGAUCUCAGUCAAAAGGAGGAUUCGGCAUCACCAGCAUGCCGAAUUUCUACUUCGAGUGAAGAGGAAAGCCGGUUCAAGCUAUUAUGUCGGUCGACGAUACGGCGACUUUGUACGGCUGUACAAGAGGUUAAGGACCGAGCUCCCGGGCAAGGUUCUUCCUCCGCCUCCUAAGAAGAACAGAUCGGACACGACGGCAUCCGGCGUCGUUGGCAGCCAUAGUGAGAACAACUCUGAGACAUCGUCCAUCUCAUCGGCCUCAACACAGAAUCCCAACAGCCCCGCCCAGAGUAAUUUUGAACAGAACAGCGAUUUCAACCAAAAGUUCUUAUCGGUGAAAGACCAUCGGCUCAGUGGUAGAAAGUCCCCGCGGUCCUCAGUCGACGGUAGGCCGUCUAGCCCAUCGUUGUUCGGUCUGCGAACCGAAGAGAACGUCGUGCUACACCGCGAGAGCCAGAGAAUCUCGCUACGCGCCUUUCUACGCUCCUUGUUGCAGAACCCUCAAAUCGCCGGUACCAAGGCAAUGGAGGACUUUUUGACCGCAAACCCAAUAACGCCAACAGACGGGGAUCAUGAAGACAUCCUCCGACGAAAAAACCUAGACAAGAAGCGAGUAGAGGAGCAGAAGCGGUUCUACGAAGUUGCAAGACAACGUGCGGCUGAGCUGGACGUUUACAUGGAACAGUUCCGACAGGACAUUGUGGAACGCAAUGGCUUGACCAUGCUCUUCAAGGAAAUCAGAGAGAAGGAGACGAUUCAGGACCUGAGCUUGCAAUAUCAGAAAUUCGCCGAAUGGUUGCGAAUCGAGGUAGCGGCCACCAUCUACCAUCUCUUCCUUGCUGAAGACAAUUCCCCAGAAUUGUUUGCGCAAGCGAAGCGGAUACACUCGUUGAUCCCUUACACUCUUAUGAAGAACGUCAUUCGCGUCGCCAAUCCAGCGGCCGUCAUGUCAAGCGUCCUGGACAUCUUUCUGGCCCAGCCUUUUGGCACGAGGUCUCUGAUGCAGCGCAUCUUUUCACUGACUCUAAAUGAUGGCAUCAGAAACUUCCAACGGUCGAUAGACGACUUGGCCGACAAGAUCGGGGACUCGGUCUUUGUCGAAAAACUGAAGAGGUACACGGAUGCCGAGGAGUCAAUCAAAGCCGUGAUUAGGGAGGAAGCCGAGAACGAAGGCACCGACAUCAUCGUUGUGAUCCUGCGGUCGGACCUCAUCAGCCCGGCGCUUAACUCGCAGCAGAUUGAGCGGCUGUUUAACGCAUACGUAGCUUUCAACAGUGCGGUCGAGAACGUUGACGAGGAACUUCGCCAAGGCGCGCAGCUGUUCUCUUAUCUCAAGCAGCUAUUGAAGCUGUACAUACGGCAAAGGGACAAGGCUAUGAUGCUGAGUCUCAUUGAGGAGCCCGUCACUCUCCAGUUGUUCCGGGAUUUGUUUACCAUCUUCUACGAGCCGCUCGUCAGGGUUUACAAGUCGGCAAAUGUGUACAACAGCGUGACGGACUUUGCCCACUUCAUCGAUGACCUAAUUCAGGUUGUCGAGAGGUGCCGGGACCAGGAUGCUUCAGCGGAUCCUAACCAGACUGUGCAAGCCUUCAUUGACCUCUGCCAGCGGCACGAGCAUAACUUUUACAAGUUCGUCCACGAGGUGCACACACAUGACAACGGCCUUUUUGCGCAGUUGAUGGGAUGGAUUGAGGGGAUUCUGGAGUUCCUUCGGCGUGGCCCCCGCAACGGCAGCCUGGACGUCAACGCCCUGUUCGAAGGCGCUACGAGCAGUGGCCUCAUUGACAGGGAGAAGGCAAUUGAAGAAAUAGACAAGCUCAUUGCAUGGCAGGAGGCGCGGAAGAAAUGGCACGCAGACAAGACUAGACAGAAGAUGGCAGCCGAAGGGGUUCCCGGAGCCGCGGAGGUGGCACCCGGCACAAUGGCUUUCAAGUCCAGCGACUUUGGGCUCGAUGAAGACGACCUGGAGUUUAUGGCAAUGGACGAGGACUCGGAGAGCGAAGCCGAGGCCGAGGCCGACGAUGAGCUGGACCCUAUCGAGGCUGAGAGGAGGCGGAGGGCUCGGAAGCAGGACCGGCUGCGGCGCAAUGCCGGCGAGCCCCCGAAGCCAGAGGUGUCUGAGGUGCACAAGCUGAAAGAAAAUUUCUUGGUCAUGCUGCGGAUGGUGCUCGCGGAGUAAGAGACGGCUGGCAUACACAGCAAGCGGUAUA